Molecule: messenger RNA, 1805 nt
Organism: Alosa sapidissima (American shad)
Lineage: Eukaryota; Metazoa; Chordata; Actinopteri; Clupeiformes; Clupeidae
Product: zinc finger protein 271-like
Exons: 3
Coding region: 58-1344 (428 amino acids)
Biological process (GO): regulation of transcription by RNA polymerase II
Cellular component (GO): nucleus
Molecular function (GO): DNA-binding transcription factor activity, RNA polymerase II-specific; RNA polymerase II transcription regulatory region sequence-specific DNA binding
Source: RefSeq, a predicted model, not a curated record
AGAACCGAAAAUCAGUCAGCAUUCACAACAGUGAUUUUCCGAGAGGAAGACCUUCGUAUGCAGCGCGAAACUGGACAAACUUUAGAUAUUAAAAUCAGAGCUGAAAUGGAAUUGGAGGUGAUGGUAGACCACAGUGAGGUGUAUCCUGCACAGGAUACUGAGUUUAAGAUCGUCGAAGUGUUUUCUAUGGACAAUUUACAAUCAGGUGCUUCAAAUACCGUGACCGAGGUCGUCAUUGAGGAGGAAUCAGACAGCGAUACCCUUGUAGUUGAUCAUGACUUUGGGUUUGGGGCUCCACAUGCAGAAUACCAUGCUGAUUCUGAGUUGCAUUCAGCUGGACAACCAGUUAAAAAGAGACGAAGGCAGCCACAGCAAAAGUUGUUCUGCCCCAUCUGUGGAAAGAUGUGCAUGUCCAUCUCAGGCCUGAAAGUGCACCAGAAAAUGCACACGAGAGAUUCAUCGCUUGACUGCAACAUCUGUAACAUGACCUUCCCAUCCCAGGCGGCUCAGAGCGCCCACAUGGCCAUGCACAACCCAGAGAAGACCCACCAGUGCCCCUGCUGUCCCUUGCGCUUUGCCUCGGAUAGGGCUCUGCAGGGCCACUUCCGAGUCCACCACAAGGGCUCUGAGAUGAUGAUGCCUCGGAAGAAGCAGGGUAAGCAACGGAAACCUCAGUUGCCACCGAGUCCACAGCGCACUCCGUCGCCACCUAGUGGGCAUUUUAGUCAGUUGCCACCCAUGGAGCAUUUCAGUCAGUCGCCACCCAGAAGUGUUAAACGGCAGAGCAAAAAGAAACACAAGACGCCGUCGCCAGCGCAGCUUCUGCUGCCCGAGUUGCCUGAGCCACAGAUCGUCAAAGCACAGAAGACGGAGAGCCGCAAAGGCAAGCAGGGGACGGGAUACAGGAAUAGGGAGAAAAUCAAGCUGGCAAAACUGAACCGAAAGGCCUUCCUGCAAGCUAGUCCUGUACAGCAGGCCUCAUACUUGCAACAAGUAAUCGAGGAGAGCAGAAAGCCUGUUCCUGCGCAGAAGGCCGGCGGUCCCGACCGGAACGGGACGUACCGAUGCAAUAUCUGCAAGAAGAUUUUCCGGGAGCUCCACUUCCUGGAGAAGCACAUUGUCGUCCACAUGGCGGUGCGGCUGCACAAGUGUAGUAUGUGCAGCGAGUCGUUUGACUCGGCGCGGGCACUGAACGCCCACGAGAGCGAAGUGCAUGACCAAGGGCAGUAUGUCUGCAGCAUCUGCGGCAAGAACUUGCACAAGCUGGGCUCGCUACUCAACCACCAGCUUCUUCACGAGAAGAAGGGUGCCAAGACAAAGGCCAGGUCGAAGAAAUCAGCUUAGGUCACAGGGGCCACUGACAUCAAGGAGCAUGAGUUUUUAAAAGAGAUGUGAACAUUGAGACAUUUGAAUGGGGGGGGGGGAGAGAUUGGGAUUGGGCAGAUCGUUUCUCAGAGAAUCGUUUGCUUUAUGCUUUUCAGACCACUGUUGUUCUGCACAAACACAUGGUUUCACGUACCCGCCCAAUUAAACCAAAUUAUCAGGUUAAACAUUAUCCUAUCCAGCAUGUAAAUAUUAGUGAGAUGGUAGUUUAGCUAGGCUAGAUCUCAUAUAUUAAUUCAGAGGGCAAUACACGGCUGAAAGUUAAUCAUUCUAAAACCACAGCACUCUGAUCAUGUUUACAACCCUUUAAUUUUCUAGAUACAAGGACUUCCUUUAUGUUGGCUGGUGUUAACAUAUGAACAAAACACAAAGUUUAGGACUCACUUCACAGAGCAACAAAAUGAGUCCACUUUGAAAGUCAG